Messenger RNA from Truncatella angustata, 1502 nucleotides. Its product is annotated as Rad9-domain-containing protein. Gene Ontology annotation, cellular component: checkpoint clamp complex. The transcript is spliced from 5 exons. Bases 1 to 1440 code for a protein of 479 amino acids. Gene Ontology annotation, biological process: mitotic intra-S DNA damage checkpoint signaling; cellular response to ionizing radiation; DNA replication checkpoint signaling. The record is from RefSeq and is a predicted model, not a curated record. NCBI's taxonomy places the organism in Eukaryota, Fungi, Ascomycota, Sordariomycetes, Amphisphaeriales, Sporocadaceae.
AUGCCGCUUCUAAAGUUCACGUUGAGCGAGGAAGGUGUUGGCGCUUUACGUGAGGCCCUAGCAUGUCUCAACAAGUUUGGCGAAGAAGUUUCACUUGAAGCCACAAAGGACAAGCUUGACUUUACUGCAAUGAACUCAUCCAAGUCAGCAUACGCUAAAUUCUCCUUCGCAACCAACCGAUUUUUCUCUCGUUAUCAAUAUGAAGGUGCUCCGCCGAACAGAAACAAAUUCUACUGUAAAUUGUACAAUCGGGCUCUUCUGUCCCUCUUCCGUGCCCGCAGCGGAGAUCCCACACAUGAGCAUGAGAAGGACACCACGAUUGAGCGUUGUGAUGUUGCUAUUGAAGACGAGGCGGGGAGGAACAGCAGAUUUAUUGUCAAGAUUAUCUGCAGAAACGGCAGCCUUUUCCUAACAAAAGCCCUAGGUAUGACCACCAAGUAUCGUCUGCCAUUCGAGGUCAGCGCUCCUGUCCACGCAAAAUUCAAUAUGGAGGAAGCACCGAAUGAAUGGAAAAUGGCAUCUCGUACAUUGCGACAACUUAUGGACCACUUUGGACCUGGUAUCGAAUACCUCGAUAUUCAUGCCGACGAUGAUCAAACUGUCAAUUUCACCUGCUAUACUGAGAAGGUUGCACACGGUGAUGAGGUCCUCAAGAAACCAUUGCAUACAUCGAUCGCUGUUGAACGAGAUGAGUUUGAAAAGUUUGAGGUGGCAGAAGACAGCAUACAUGUUGUGGUGAGUGUGAAGGAUUUCCGAGCUAUUACACAGCAUGCAGCUCCGCUCAACAGUGAGAUCACAGCAAGCUACUCUUUGCCAUCACGGCCAAUGCAGAUCAGUUACGAAGGGGAUGGUCUCAAAUGCAAGUUCCUGCUCAUGACAGUUGGAGACCGCGGGGUUCCUGGCCAGAAGGGCAAGAAGUCCAGAGCCAAUGUCAAAGGGCCUAAGCUGCCACAGCUUGAAGCUUCAGCUAGUCGCGCAACUUCACAUGCGCCUAGUCCCGCACCACAACCGGCAUCCUCGCGGCAAGAGAGACCCAUGCCCUCAUUACGUCCGUCCAAUUCAAGAGUAUCUGAACGCCCUCCUCCUCCAGCUUUCGACGACGAGGACUCGUUGUUUGUACCUCAGGACAAUGAUAACCAGUGGGAGCCGGUAAACCUCAACGAGGAUGAGGAUGAAGAAGAGGAAAGCGCUCGAUUGGAAUGGAGCGCAAGUGCGCAACCGGUCAGUAGUUGUCAUCACGGGCGUCAUGUCCGGCAAGAUUCUAAUUGUAAACAGAACGCGUCCGUCUCUGCCAUCAAUAUCCGAUCAGCCAUGACUCAGCAGUCUGUCGGCGAGAGCGGCUUGAUGUCUAAAGGAUCCAAUGGUAUACCCACACCCUCAGGUUUUGAACCAACACAGCGCCUCUCAGACGUUCGAAAGUACGGCCUGUUUGGCGAAUAGGAUGCCUGGAAGUAGGCUCAUCUGUUUUCUUCGCCAGUGUUCAUGGGCCACGUAUUGUAUUU